CGGGUGUGCGACGGGGGGUGUGAAACACGCGGUUUGAGGGCUGAAAGACACGUGGCGGAAGGGGGUUUUCGCACGAGAACUACUAAAUGGCUUUUGCCACGUGUGCGGCCAUGGCCUCUGCUUCGUCUGCUCCCGCCAGCUGGCGCUUACAUCCUGCCAUGGCUACUUCGACGUUGAUGACUCCUCCUCCUCCCUCUUCGUCUUCGUCGGUGUCUCCGUCUUCGUGUUUGUUGACGUCAUCAUCGCCAUCGCCGCGGUCGGCAGUUCUUCUGGGGGAACGGCCGGCUCCUCCUUCCCCUGUUCUUCCUCCUCUUCGCCUGCCGAUUUCGUUGACGUCAUCUCGAUCACCCUCCUCCCCUCCGUGCUCGUCGUUGUCUUCGUCUUCCCGCCGCAGCAGCUCUUUGUUGCCCCGGUGCACUGUAUCUGGUCGCAGCCAUCACCAUGCUCUUGCAUCGAGGAGGUGGGUGGGGACGGUCUCUCCUUCUUCCAGCAGUCUUGGCUAUGGCCGCUCCAGUGAUGGGGAUAGGUUGAGAGCUGCCGCGCUGUCGUCGUGCUUCUUCGUCGGGUCGAGGGUCCUCCUGCCCGGACACGUGGCGGGGGCCCAGAGGGGGCAAAGGACACGUUGCGGCGGCGCGUUGGAGGUUCAGGCGAUGAAGGACAAAGUGGAACAGGCUCUGGCUACAGGGAUACGGGUUGGAAAACAGAGUUGGGAUGCGGCGGUUGCGAUGGUGCCAGAGUCGGUACCCCGACCAGUUGCCCGAAGCGGAGUUGGAGUGGUGGGAGUGCUGAUUGCGUGGACUAUCCUCAAGACCUUGAUAUCGACUGUCUUGUCAUUGGUUGUCGUCGCUGGCGUAGGGUUUGUGAUUUUCCGCUACCUCGUCGGGGGCGAUGGCUCGGGGGGACAAGGAGGGGGGGGGAUGGGCGGAGGCAGCGGCAGUAUGAACGACGAUGAAGCGCUAGCAGAGGCCAAGAGGAUCAUGGACAAGUACAAAUAAGGCACACCGACACCCUCACAUUCACUCUUUGCACCCUCGCAUACAUAUGCGCACACACUGACACGCAGACACGG
Messenger RNA from Chara braunii, 1069 nucleotides. The record is from the annotation of a GenBank genome assembly. NCBI's taxonomy places the organism in Eukaryota, Viridiplantae, Streptophyta, Charophyceae, Charales, Characeae.